Miscanthus lutarioriparius is the source of this 459-nucleotide messenger RNA. The record is from the annotation of a GenBank genome assembly. NCBI's taxonomy places the organism in Eukaryota, Viridiplantae, Streptophyta, Magnoliopsida, Poales, Poaceae.
AUGGCGGCGAAGACGAAGAGGGAGAUGCGCAGCUCGAAUCCCCUCAAGGACUUCAACGCCGUGGUGGUUGUGGGGCCCGGUUCGUCGAACAAGGUGAGCAUGGUGAAAUCGGCAUCAUGGAGCGACUUCGGGGUCUGCGCCACCUCCGCCGGAGCUGCUGCUGGGGAGAAGAAGGUGGCGGUGGCAGAGGCCGGAGCUGCUGCUGGGGGCGAGAAGGUGGCUGCUGCUGGGGACAAGAAGGUGGCGGCGGUGGAGGCCGGAGUUGCUGCUGGGGACAAGAAGGUGGUGGCGGCGGAGGCCGGAGCUGCUGCGGGGAGGCGCUUUCACUACAGUGUCCCAUCAGAUGAGCACUUCAAUCUUUGGGAAGAUGCUACGGAUCGGGAGGAGCUGAGGGUCUGUUUUACAGAGUUUGCGGCAUUGGUGGACCAGUGUAACGCAGAGUUGAUGCUUGAGGUUUAG